Molecule: messenger RNA, 657 nt
Organism: Bacidia gigantensis
Lineage: Eukaryota; Fungi; Ascomycota; Lecanoromycetes; Lecanorales; Ramalinaceae
Gene: YPT5
Product: GTPase Ypt5
Exons: 4
Coding region: 1-657 (218 amino acids)
Molecular function (GO): GTP binding; GTPase activity
Source: RefSeq, a predicted model, not a curated record
AUGUCAACCCGGGUCCAGACAGGCACACGACCCGGGGCACGUUUUGCCCAGUUCAAACUCGUCCUGUUAGGUGAAUCUGCGGUUGGAAAGAGUUCCCUUGUCUUAAGAUUCGUCAAAGAUCAGUUCGAUGACUAUAGAGAGUCAACAAUCGGUGCCGCCUUCCUCACACAGACCAUAUCCCUCGAUGAUAGUACAACGAUAAAGUUUGAAAUAUGGGAUACUGCUGGACAAGAGAGAUACAAGUCGCUUGCGCCCAUGUACUACCGUAACGCAAAUUGUGCUGUGGUUGUCUACGAUAUUACACAAGCCUCCUCUCUUGAUAAAGCCAAAGCUUGGGUGAAAGAGCUACAACGGCAAGCCAAUGAGAACAUCAUUAUCGCUCUUGCAGGCAACAAGGCAGAUCUGGUUGCGGAACAACCAGACAAGCGUGUAAUCCAGACGGCAGAUGCAGAGGCAUACGCAAGAGAAGCAGGUCUGCUAUUUUUCGAAACUUCCGCAAAGACCGCCGAGAAUGUCCGAGAUCUCUUCACGGCGAUCGCAAGGAAGCUGCCUUUGGACCAAGCUGGUCCGAGAGGGCUAAGGGCGAACCCUCGACCAGGUGUGGACUUAAGGCCGGAAGCAUCAGGGACGCAGACAGGUGGUCCUUGCAAUUGCUAA